Papaver somniferum (opium poppy) is the source of this 603-nucleotide messenger RNA. Its product is annotated as probable xyloglucan endotransglucosylase/hydrolase protein 10. Gene Ontology annotation, molecular function: xyloglucan:xyloglucosyl transferase activity; hydrolase activity, hydrolyzing O-glycosyl compounds. The record is from RefSeq and is a predicted model, not a curated record. The transcript is spliced from 4 exons. Gene Ontology annotation, biological process: glucan metabolic process. The coding region runs from base 1 to 603 and encodes 200 amino acids. Gene Ontology annotation, cellular component: cell wall; apoplast. Lineage: Eukaryota; Viridiplantae; Streptophyta; Magnoliopsida; Ranunculales; Papaveraceae.
AUGCAGCUGACGUCGGACCAACCUAAUCGAGACGAGAUAGAUUUUGAAUUCAUGGGUAAUGUUAGUGGGAAGCCAUAUAUCCUUCAAACGAACGUUUUCGCAGAUGGGUUUGAUGACAGGGAAGAGAGAAUAUUUUUGUGGUUUGAUCCAACAAAAGACUUCCAUACAUACUCAAUCCUAUGGAACCUUCACCAAAUUGUGUUUCUGGUGGACAGGGUGCCAUUUCGUGUUUACAAAAAUCAUGCUGACAAAGGAGUUGCGUAUCCGCGGUGGCAACCAAUGAGCCUUAAAGUCAGUUUAUGGAAUGGUGAAAGCUGGGCAACUCGUGGCGGACACGAUAAGGUAGAUUGGUCCAAAGGUCCAUUCAUAGCUUCUUUCAGAAACUACAAGAUUGAUACUUGUGUCUGGAAAGGAAAUCCACGGUUUUGUAGGGCAGAUAGUAAUACAAAUUGGUGGAACAAAGAAAGAUUUAAUGGCUUAACAUGGUAUCAGAGGAGAUUAUUCAGAUGGGUUAGAAAAUAUCACCUCAUCUAUGACUACUGUCAAGAUAACCAAAGAUUCAAGAAUAGUUUACCCAAGGAAUGUUCUCUUACUAAGUUUUAA